Ictalurus punctatus (channel catfish) is the source of this 2254-nucleotide messenger RNA. RefSeq names its product lens epithelial protein (gene lenep). NCBI's taxonomy places the organism in Eukaryota, Metazoa, Chordata, Actinopteri, Siluriformes, Ictaluridae. The transcript is spliced from 2 exons. Gene Ontology annotation, biological process: multicellular organism development. Bases 1048 to 1239 code for a protein of 63 amino acids. The record is from RefSeq and is a predicted model, not a curated record.
GUGCCCUUCAUGAGAAUGGGCACAAAUCUGCGCAAAUGUUGUAUAAAAUAUAUAUUACACAAUAAUUUUUUUCCACUGCAACAAUAUGGGAAAACUGCUUACCUUUUACUGUAACUCAAAUCCUUCUACUGAAGACAUUCUUUAUUAAACAGUAGUAUUUUAGGCCUCCCAGGUGACUAUUUAUAAUGAACUUUACAUUUUAACAAUACAAUUUAGACAUUAGAGACCAAGUAUUCUUUGUUUUCCUCCAGGAAAAGCUACAUCAAAUGGUGCCAGUAAUUUUGAAACAGAAAAAUGAAAAGUGUACAUUUUAAAAUAAUGCUGUUAUAUUAAAACUGUAGUGUUCCCAUAUGUUCAAGCUCAAAUAUCCCUCUUUUCAUGUUUGCUUUGGCCCAUUUUCAUGAAGGAAGCCAGUAAUUCUGAGUUGAUUGUAUAAAUUUGCUAUUCCCCUAUGCGUAUGGUUAACAUUCCCUUCUGUUUUAAACAUCCUACUUGCAUAGGAAGGAAAGAACAAUGUGAGUAUUCAAAGCUUUUGCACUAGUCAUGAAAUGGACGCAGUGGACAUGCCACUGAUGCCCAUAAAUGGCUUCCUAAAUCACAUUAGAACAAAAGGCACCAGUUCUGGGCGGGGUAGAAUGGACCAAUCAUGUGUUUGGGUAAAUGUUUUGAGAAACAUGUUCAGGAUCUUUUCCCAGAACAAAAGAUGAACUAAAGAUGCACAAUAGGGAGAUUAAAGGUUUAAUGACUGUACAAUAUAAUGUCAGAGAAUAGUAGAAAGUGCAUGGUCCACUGGAAUGUUCAUGAGCUGAAUAUAACAUAUAGAUGCAGAAAUAGUGCUGAGAUCAUUCAGGGACUGUGUGUGUAGAUCACAGCAGAUACGGAGGAGGUAGAAGGUGGUUUCGUUUUCGACUCUCUUAAUCACUGUACAGUGUCACACUGGAGAACUUUAUCACUCAGGAUCGAACGCAAGUCCACACUACCCUUCGCAAAUUUCUUGCCCGUUUUUUCAGCCAUCCUUUCCGGUCUUCGGCGGGGAAUCAGCACCAGAUGCAUCCUCAGCGCCCCCUGGCGCAGGCUGUGCCUGCCUCACUGGGCCAGAAUCUGAGAGACCUGGCAUAUGGCUUUGGCCCUGGAAAGAAGCUGCUGGGAGGGAACAUCUCCUAUGGGGUCAUCCAAUCUUUGAAAGAGUGUCUUUACUUCUUGCUCUGCUGCUGGUGCAUAAAAGAGAUCCUGGACUGAAACAAAUGAAUGAGAAUCCAAGAUGAUCUGGGAAAGUGAGGGCUUUGUUUUUCUCCUUUUAUUCUUUGCCUCUUAAUUUGAGAGUGAUGGUGAUGCUGAGUUGCCUGCUGCCUGAGUGUCCCUGAGUGAAGUGGCAUGUUCCCAUCACUGUCCAGCAGACCAAUCAAGGAUAACCGACUUGUCAUAGCUGUGACAACAGAGGCCUUUGACCAUGACAUGAAGAAACAGCCUUGUAUUUUGUGUGUACAACUCCAAAUGCAAUAAAUUUGGGGUUUUUCCUAAAGCAACAAUGGGAAUUACCUAGCAAACAGGAAACCCUUAGAUGAACCCUUUUCCACCAAUUUGGUCAUCUGCCAUUUCCCACCCACUUGCUAGCACUAUCCCGAUCACUCCCCAGGUACAAACUAGGGAGAGUGAAGGCUAACACGCGUCCUCUGAGACAUGUGAAUCCAGCCAACUGCAUCUUGCUCGUUCUAGAUCACAGGGCAGUGUAUCACACUCGGAGGAAAGUGCCACUACCCUUUUCCGCACACAUGAGCUCACAGACACUCGUGAUUGACUAGCGUUGCUGUGAUUGACAGAAGAGAGUGAGUCUCCUGACCAGAGAGCACAGCCACUUUCCCCUUAGCUCCCAGCCACUGAUGGCUUUGGUAUCAUUAGGAUUUGAACUUCAGAUGAUCGCGUUAUGUUUUUAAAAAAUAAAAGAGCAAGAGUGCAGCUUCGUUCGUUCAUUCAUUCUUUCAUUCAUUUAAUCAUUGCUUUUACCUCCUGUCAAAAUUCCAACACACUGUCGUAACACAUACGCAAAGCACACGAUACUGUCAUAAACCAUAACACACGACACAAUAUUAAUGUAGUUGGUGCAUAGAAGAUAGGGCAAAUGCUUUUCUGUUGCUCCACUCGGGGGCUGGCCGUUUGACAGUUUUACCACUGUACCACUAGCUCAGAAAAAUAUUUCUAUUCCAACUUUCUUAAGCAUCAAUUUUACCAUGUAAAUAUUAAAGCUCACAAUGAU